AUGCUGCACGAUAGUAAUUGGACUUCACGACUACCAUUCGAUAUCACUCUGGCGAACUUUCGGCCAGACAGUCGCCUUGCGGAAAUUGUCAAGAGGUAUAUCUGGUUACUGUUUUCCAAAUUUAUUCGCGUUCUCCAGUCUUUUACGGAUCACAGAUUCUAG
Molecule: messenger RNA, 162 nt
Organism: Cylicostephanus goldi
Lineage: Eukaryota; Metazoa; Nematoda; Chromadorea; Rhabditida; Strongylidae
Source: the annotation of a GenBank genome assembly